This is a messenger RNA of Penicillium brasilianum, 3129 nucleotides long. Lineage: Eukaryota; Fungi; Ascomycota; Eurotiomycetes; Eurotiales; Aspergillaceae. The record is from the annotation of a GenBank genome assembly.
CCCGCCAAAAAACACCAGCACCUAAUCCCCACGAUUGACCUGUACACAUUGCCCGCGUGCUGUACCCUGCGCAGGAGAAGGAAAAAAGUCAGUGGGGUCUUCAGGAGACGAUUCGGUCUAAGGGUAGCUGUUCGACAUGGCGCCUAUCAACGACGCGGUGUUUCUGCGCCGCAACAACCAGAUCCAAGAUGCCAUUGACGGGCAGAAUCUGAAGCAGGCCCUGCAGCUGAUUGAGAAGCGAAUGAAGAAGGGCGAGGAUACACGAUUUCUGAAGGCAUGGAAAGCACAUAUCCUCUGGCGCCAUGCCGACGAAGCUCACCAUAAGCGCGGUAUUGACGAGACGCUUGAGCUAUGCAAAGCGGAGCCACCGACGACCGACAUUGAUACCUUGGAUAUCCUGUUCAAGACGUUGCAGAAGUUGGAUGGGCAGGAUGCGACAAGGAGCAAUCUUUGGGAAAGGGCAGCCAAGGCGAAACCCCAGGACCUGGAGAUCCAAGGCCGUUGGUUUACCUAUGCAUUCGAGAGCAAUGAUUGGAAGUCUGCACAGAAGGCUGCUAUGAGUCUUCAAAAGAACUUCCCGAAAGACCGCAAAUACUAUUUCUGGGCUAUCUUCCUCAGCCACAUGAUUGCGAUUGAUGAUGCUAGCUCAGAGACCGAUCGAAAGCUGUUCGGCACCUUGGCAUAUCGUAUGAUUUCGAAAGCUGCCGCUGAUGUCCCGGAAGGCUCUCAAUUGUUGAGCCCACCCCGAGCCAUUCAAACCUCUGAAGAGCUGCGCUUGCUCAUCAGAAUCUACGAGAAUCAAGGACGGAACUCCGAAGUCGUGAAAAUUCUGGACAGCGAGAAUCUUGGUCUCAAGUCUCGGAUUGUGCAGAAUGAUUCUGCGUUCCUCGGUUAUAAAGCGUUCAACUUGGGUGUGAGUAAGAUGUGGGCUGAAGGAAUCUCCUUCGUGAGGGACCUGUACACAGUUCCCGAUGAUAAAGAGAAACUUAAGGCUCUCCGCGAGCUUGAUGAUUGGAGUAUCUGGAACCUGUUGGUUCAGGCGACAGAGCACACCAACACUCCCGGGACUGCCGCCGAAACGAAGAAGUUUACAGAGGAAUUCGUCGCAGCUAGCCCUAAGUCUCGUAAUGCGGCUCUGGCUGGCCUUGACGCGAUCCUCUGCGGGAUCGAAAGCGGAGAUAUGACAAGGGAUGAUUUGCUCCCAGCCUGCCAGAAAUACAUCGACAAUCACAUUCACAAACUGUACGCCUUCAACGAUAUCCGAAGGAUUAUAGGCCCUGACAGGGAUGGCCUGGCCAAGAUGCUCAAUUACAUUUUGGUAACCCAUGCUGUCGAGGAGAAGGGGUCUGUUGCUAAGAUUAAUGCUCUCAAACUGGAUUACUGUUUGAAUAUUUCAGGAUCGGAGAACAAGCCUUCCCAGAAGAAGAUUGACGAUCUUGUUGCGCGCUGCCUGAAGAUAUACCAGACCGCAUAUGAGGAGGGCAAGGUGAAGAAGUCGAAAGAUGGCGCUCAGGGAGCGUCGUCUACCAUCGAAAGCCAGCCGAUCGAUGAUCUCUGUAUCCUCGCAGCCAUGUGUCUCCUCCAGCCUACCGAUGCGGGUGAUAAGGAGGCCCAGGUCCCGGCUACUGCCCUCAUUCGCGCCGCAGGCAUUCUGGAACGCCUUUGCCGUGACUCGCCCCAUAACUACGAAGCGCUCCUCCUUUUGGUCAGAGUUUACCUCCAGUUAGGUGCUGGAUCUCUCGCCUUGAGCACUUUCAGCAAGUUGUCCGUCAAGCAAAUCCAAUAUGAUUCAGUGGCUCACAUUCUCUUCACGCGCUUGUCAACCGUCCACCCUCAUUCUGCACCACCAGUCGAGGGUGCGGAGUACAAGGACUUCGAUCCUCUGUCUGCAUAUGUCCAGAGCCUCAACUUCUUCCGAAACUCAGAGGUUAACACCAUGCGGUUCCGAACUGCUGGUCUGGACGAGGGAGCCUAUGUGAAUACAGAAGAGAUUAUUGAGCUUCGGAGACGCUUGUUGAACAGUAUAAACCGCCGCAUGUUUGCUCUUGAUGCACGCCGUACUCAGAGACUCGCUGGAGGCGAUCCUAUGUCCCGUUAUGACGAGCUUGCCCGGGACAGCUCCCCAGUCGUUGAUUCGCGUACUUUUGGCGCUUUUAUGUGCUGUGAAUUCAUAAACAAGCCCAAAUUCGAGGAGCGAAUGCGCUUAGGACCACUUCCUAAGACCAACUGGCUGGCUUCAGCCCGAGUCACGGACCAGCUCUUCAGCGUGUUGAAGGGAAUUGCUUUACAAAGACCAUUGACUGCGGAGAUGGACCUGCCUUCCCUUGACACGCUGUCCCUUUCUGAGACUGAGAAUGAUCAGACUGACAGAGAGAAAGAGUCGGCCAAGAUCCAUGCGGACCUGCUGAAGGUGGCAACGUUCAUGGCUGGUUCCAAAUUGACCAGUUCCGAGCAAGUUGACGCUGCACUUGGUCGUGUUGAGGAAUUCUUGGAUAUUAAGAAGCAGGGCCUGAGUAUUCAUGAGGCAACGCUUUCUCCCCUCAUCGCGUCUACGGCAGUGUACCUCGGCGCCGACACUCCGGUCGGGCCUACUUGGGAAUAUCUUCACAGUACCUUUGUCCUUCUUGAGACAGUCAAGGCAUUGUCGCAGCUCGUCGGUUUGGCAACCAAAAAGGGAGGCAAGGCCGCCAAAUUGCCCAAAGAACGCGUGGAACGGCUUUCUACGCUCGUUUCUCAGAUCUACGAACUGGUCCGGUCGAACACACGAGCUUUGAAGCAGCGUGUUUCUGCAUCAGGUGUGCUUUCUUCAUUGGUCGACCUCGUUAUUCAAGGUGACCAGUCUGCAAAUUCCGAGAAGGAGCUUCAGGACAUUCUGGAAACUACAUUGGACCCGUCUAACGUCGAGUUGUUCUGUGGUUCAUUGAUGGAGAGUUGGGAGGAAGCUCUCGAUGGUGUGUUGGGAGUGAGGCUGUAACGAGUACCAUCAGGAUACUCGGCUGUGUAGGAGCGAUGUGAUACACCAGAAAAGUAGCCUUUGUCAAAAGGUUGAUGACCAUAGAAUUUAACGAAGCCAAGCUCGGUUCAUACCACGUGAUGAAAAUAGACUCUUUGGUGCCUCAGGCCGCAAGA